GGAGCCGUGUGACCCUAUUACAUUUUUCUUGUGCGCGUGAGCGGCGCGCGUUGCAGACCCGGAAGGAAGCAAGUAGCAGUGUUUGGAUGAGGAGAAGGAGGCGACGGCGGUUAGGUUGUCAUUAAAACACCGGCAGUGACACCAUGAGUGUGACAGGCACACUAGCCCGCGGAGGGAGGGAAGGCAUGCUAGGGCCUACCGUAUCACUAACUCCCGGCUCUCUUGGUAUGGUGCAAGGAGCAGCGGCCCGAGCACUGCACGUAGAGCUCCACACGCAGCAGAGGCGUCUUCGCCACUUGCGCAGUAUUGCUGCACGAAACAUUGUGAAUAAGAAUGGAUAUCAUCUCCUUGACACGUAUUUCACCCUUCACCUGUGCGAUGAAAAGAAAAUUUACAAAGAGUUUUACAAAAGUGAAAUGGUUAGGGACUCUCUGAAUCCCACAUGGAGAAGUCUAGAUUUUGGUUUAAUGCCUGAUCGUCUGGAUACAUCUGUCUCCUGUUUUGUAGUGAGGAUAUGGGGAGGAAAAAAAGAAGCCUUUCGACUGUUAAUUGAAUGGAAAGUGAAUUUAGAUGGACUGAAGUAUUUGGGUCCACAGAUUCAUGCUUGUAACCCAAACGAGAUCAUUUUUGGCCUUAAUGAUGGAUUUUAUGGUGCUUCAUUUGUAAGUAAGAACAACUCAGACUGCCAAGGGAACAGCCAUCUGCAAGUGGACCAGAGUGCUGUGCGCAACUCUUAUGGGGUCUUCUCUUUACUCAGAAAAAAGAGAGUGAAUGUUUACGUCUAAAAAUUCUGGUGCUGCAGGAUGAGUUAAAGCGACAGAACAAAGCUUUGGUCCGGGAGGUAGAGCUGUUAAACAAGGAACAAAAGGCGUUAAAUGAAAGGCGAAAUUCAUUUAACAUAGAAAAAGACAAGCUUCAAUCACAAAGUGACUCUCUAAAUGAGUUGAGAAAAGAAUGCACUGCAAAAAGAGAAUUGUUCCUAAAGACUAAUGCUCAGCUGACAAUUCGAUGUCGGCAGUUGCUCUCCGAACUUUCAUAUAUUUAUCCGAUUGAUGUGCAGGAUCAAAAGGAUUAUUUCAUAUGUGGGGUGAAACUUCCCAAUUCAGAGGAUUUUCAAGCGAAGGAUGAUGGAAGUAUUGCAGCUGCCCUGGGUUACACCGCUCACUUGGUGUCAAUGAUUUCCUUCUUUCUGCAAGUGCCUCUGCGAUAUCCAAUUCUCCACAAGGGCUCCAGAUCUGCAAUUAAAGACAAUAUAAAUGAUCGGCUAACUGAGAAAGAGAGAGAGUUUCCUUUGUAUCCUAAAGGAGGAGAAAAGCUGCAGUUUGACUAUGGAGUCUACCUCCUCAACAAAAAUAUUGCUCAGCUAAGGUAUCAGCAUUCGUUGGGUACUCCAGAUCUACGUCAAACUCUUCCAAACCUAAAAUCGUUCAUGGAGCAUGGACUUAUGGUUAGAUGUGACAGGCAUCAGAUGUCAAGUGCGAUUCCUGUGCCACGGAGACCUCAAGGGUCCACGUUCGGAAGUCAUGAUAUUGGCUUUUCCAGUAGGACUCCAACCCCAGAAAAAGCACCACGAAGACGUGCAAAUUCUGAAAAUGAAAAAAUGCAAUAUAAAACUCAUUCUCCUAGCUUUAAGUCUGCUUCAGCACAACCAGUUGCAAUUUUAGCCUCUGGAAAUGAAGUAGAAAGUCAUAUAGCCUCUUCUCUGGAUGCUGAUAUGGACAUUUCAAAGGAAAGCAUUAGAAAAAAGGAUUUUUCUGAGAGUCCAAAUAGCGAUGGUUUAAUCACAGAUCUGACGGAUAGUGGUGAUCAAAACCAUAGUGAACAUUUAUCGGAAUCUUGUAGUGCAAUAAAUGGAACUUUGCUUCAAAAAGAACACAUGGAGUUCCCAAGUGUAGACAAUCAAUGUGACUUACAUUCCUCACAAAGCAAUGAUCUUCGCUGCACUUUGGAACAAGCAGAGGAGAUAGUUGGAACAGAGGCGUCAGACUUCACAUCACCACAACAGCUGGAAGAAUUUAACUGCAUUCCUGUGGACCAUGCUGUGGCAGUGGAAUGUGAUGACCAAGUUCUCGGCGAGUUUGAAGAAUUCUCACGAAGAAUUUAUGCACUGAAUGAAAACAUGUCCAGUUUUCGUCGACCACGUAAAAGUUCAGAAAAAUAAAGUUUACUAAGCUUUGGUAGAAAUUGUUACCAAUAUGAAAAUAUCUUUGCACAUAAUAUCAUAUAUUUGUAUUCCGAAAAGAGAAAAAAUGUUUAAAUUACUUGUAGAAUUCUCGUGUGAAAAUUCAGAAAAUGCUGUAGAUGUCUGCAUUACUGCAGGUUUUUGUUCAGUGAUUUAAUUGUGCAUGAUUUUUUCAUUUCCCACAUUUUUUUUCUUUCUUUCAGUUUAGAACAUUAAUCUGACUGAACAUGUAAAAUAAGAAAUGUGUAGAAUGUCAGCUGUUGCACCAUUUUUGGCAGAUUACUAUUAACCAAACAAAAUACAUAAUGCAAAAUUCACUUGCAUAUGCAAUGCUGUUCGAACAAUUGUUUUUUUUUUUCGUUUUUUUUUUUUUCUUCAAACCAUUGAAAGCUAGAAAUAAUGCAAUUCCUUCAUUUCUUACACCUUGACCAUAUAUAUAGUUUAAUCUGCAUGCAUUAUUUUUUUUUAUCAAACAAUGACCAUCAGUAGUUAUGGGCUUUGGCUACAUCUACAAUUUUGUCUACAAUAAAAAAAGAAGGUAAUUUGAAAUCAGUGGUAUAUUAAAAUGAAAACUUGUAUUGGGACAUUAUUUUUGCAGUUAACUAAAAUUGGCUAAAAUGCCCCAAUUAAUUCAACUGAAGGACUUGAGGGUAAGUUUCACUCGAGUGUUUUAUUUACCCCCAAAAUAUUUUAUAUAAUGAAUAUUUUCCCCCCAACAUUCUUUUCUGUUACAAAAAUUUUGUAUUAAAUAAUUAUGAAAUUCUAUAACCUGCAUGUUCUUAAUAUAUAUAAAAAAAACUUACAGUAUUAAGUAUUUUGACCUAAUCUUCUACUGUAUGUUCAUCUGAAAUAGUCUGAAUUUCCUGAUGAAAUGUACCCAGCAGGUUUUGAUGAGCUUUUCUAGAACGGCAAUUUUUGGCCUUCUGGAAUCUCACACUAAAACAGAAACUAAAAGAAGCAUGUUAAGCGUCAUUUUAUUUGUUUUUCUGUUUAUGGUCUUCAUAACUAUUGCAUUUCAUCAUAAGAUUAGCAAGAUAUAAGGUGUGCUCAACAGCAGAUUAAGUUUACUUAUAAUUGCAUGCAAUUUUAUUAUCUCUGCAACAAUUCUUAUUUUGAUAGACUUUUUGAAAAAUUCUAUAUACAUGAAGGAAGAUGUUAUCAUAUGUACAACUAUAUUUAAUUUUCUUUAUUAAAUAUCUCAGGUUCCAUUCAACCAAAUAAUAAAAAAAAAAAUCUAUCUACACAUUUCUAAAUGAA
This is a messenger RNA of Bombina bombina (fire-bellied toad), 3439 nucleotides long. It is a transcript of the gene UVRAG, whose product is annotated as UV radiation resistance associated. The record is from RefSeq and is a predicted model, not a curated record. Gene Ontology annotation, biological process: SNARE complex assembly. Gene Ontology annotation, molecular function: SNARE binding. NCBI's taxonomy places the organism in Eukaryota, Metazoa, Chordata, Amphibia, Anura, Bombinatoridae. Gene Ontology annotation, cellular component: endosome; lytic vacuole.